Molecule: messenger RNA, 5973 nt
Organism: Pogona vitticeps (central bearded dragon)
Lineage: Eukaryota; Metazoa; Chordata; Lepidosauria; Squamata; Agamidae
Gene: CUX2
Product: cut like homeobox 2
Biological process (GO): regulation of transcription by RNA polymerase II
Cellular component (GO): nucleus
Molecular function (GO): DNA-binding transcription factor activity, RNA polymerase II-specific; RNA polymerase II transcription regulatory region sequence-specific DNA binding
Source: RefSeq, a predicted model, not a curated record
CCUCCUCUUCCUCCUCCUCCUCUCCCGCCGGCUCACAACUUAUCCGGGCUGCAAAGAAGGAGCUUAAUUCCGUGGCUUCCGAAUUGGCAGCGCGGCAGGAAGAAAGCGAGCAUUCUCAUAAACACUUAAUUGAACUCAGCCGGGAAUUUAAGAAAAAUGUACCUGAGGAAGUUCGAGAUAUGGUGGCUCCUGUCUUAAAAAGCUUCCAGGCUGAGGUGGUUGCUCUUAGUAAAAGAAGCAAGGAAGCAGAGGCGGCCUUCCUGAGCGUUUACAAGCAAUUAAUCGAAGCACCAGAUCCUACGCCUGCCCUUGAAACCGUGCGUGGCUUGGAAGACGGCCGACGGCAGCUGCAUUGUCUUGGCCCCGAGAACCCAGCUUUGAAGGAACUGAACAGGCCCUGGAAGAAGAACGCUGAGCUCCCGUGCCCAAGAGAGCAACGAGAGGGGACACCUUCGGCCGGUUGCACCGUUUCCGAGGGGGCCACCCGGCUCGCUGGCAGCAGAGCGCUCCCGACGGCAGACCCCUUGCUGCAGAGGAAUGAGAUCGACCAGCAAAAGGGCUUGCAGGAAGCACACGUCACUUUGGCCGCUCGGCUGGGGGAAGCAGAAGAGAAGAUCGUUGUGCUCCAUUCAGCACUAAAGGCAACGCAGACUGAACUGCUGGACUUGCGGAGCAAAUACGAUGAAGAGGCAGCUUCAAAGACAGACGAAGUGGCCAUGAUUGUGACGAAUCUUGAAAAAGCCAACCAGCGAGCCGAGGCGGCCCAGAGGGAAGUGGAGAGCCUGCGGGAACAGCUGGCGUCGGUCAACAGCUCCCUCCGCUUGGCUUGCUGCUCUCCCCAAGGACUCAGUGGGGAGAAAGGAAAUUACUCUUUGUGCCCUGGGCCACGGCUGGAGGCCGCCCUGGCCGCCAAGGACCGGGAGAUCCUUCGGCUUCUCAAGGAAAUCCAGCAUUUGCAAAACUCCAUGCAGGAAAUGGAAGAGUCUUCGGCCAGUCAGAUUGCGGACCUGGAGCGCCAGUUGGCAGCCAAGAACGAGGCCAUUGAAAAGUUGGAAGAAAAAUUGCAGGCUCAAUCUGACUAUGAGGAGAUCAAGACUGAAUUGAGCAUCUUGAAAACCAUGAAGCUGGCCUCUCACUGCAACCUUUCCCAGAGCAUCUCGAAACCUGCUGACCCCUUGCUCUUGGGGAAGGAUUCUUUCUACCCAUCUCAGAAAUACCUUUUGGAGAAACCAGGCCUUCUAGCCAGUACUGAGGAGGAUCCCUCGGAAGACGAGUCGGUGAAGGACUCCAUGGGCACUGGCCAAUCUUACCCUUCCCCACAGCAGCUCUUGCCCACUUCAAGGGAAGACUCGGCCUCUCCUCUCCUCAUCCAGCCCCUGCUGGGUCCCCCAGUGGCUCAGGAAGCCCCAAGGACCUUCUCCCUGUCCCCCUUUCCAAGCCUGAAUGCAGCCGAACGGAUACCUCUGGACUCCCUUCUCCCCAAACAGAUGGGCCCUCCCUCAUAUAAGAGCGAACCCAGUGGCAUGGGGGCUUUCCCCUCCACCUUCUACGCCGCCAAAGGCGCGGUGCUAGCCAGCCACCCGGGCCAGGCUGCUUCCGCCAACGAGGUGAGCCCACCGAGCGACCCAUCCGAAGGCAGCGGCUCGGGCUCGGCGGACGAGGAGCAGCUGGAUACGGCCGAAAUUGCCUUCCAGGUGAAGGAGCAGCUCCUCAAGCACAACAUCGGCCAGCGCGUCUUCGGGCAUUACGUCCUGGGCCUCUCCCAGGGCUCCGUCAGCGAGAUCUUGGCCAGGCCGAAGCCUUGGCGCAAGCUGACGGUCAAAGGCAAAGAGCCUUUCCUCAAGAUGAAGCAGUUCCUCUCGGACGAGCAGAAUGUCCUGGCUCUCCGGACGAUUCAAGUGCGCCAGAGAGGUAGCAUCACGCCGAGAAUCCGGACGCCAGAAACGGGCUCCGACGACGCCAUCAAGAACAUCCUGGAGCAAGCCAAGAAAGAAAUCGAAUCCCAGAAAGGAGGAGACACCAAAAACUCCACCGCGCCCCAGGCCAUCCCCAACGGCACCUGCGCCAGCAACUCCGAAGAUGCCAUCAAGAACAUCCUGGAGCAGGCCCGCCGGGAGAUGCAGGCGCAGCAACAGGCCUUGAUGGAGAUAGAAUCGGGCGGCGCCAGCAGGCCGGGCAGCACCACCGCCACCCCGCCCGCGGAGCGCUCCACCUUGGCGGCUGUCAGCCAGAACAUCGUCCAGGCGUACAUCAAGCAGGAAGAGGGGAUGCUGGGCCCCCACCCGAGCAGCAGCACCGCCCAGGCUCCCCUGACAGUGCUGUCCCCGGCUGCCUUUGUGCAGAGCAUCAUCCGUAAAGUCAAGUCCGAGAUUGGGGAUGCCGGCUCUUAUUUCGACCAGCACUGGGCUUCCGAGAGGAGCCUCUUGAGCCGCCCGUACACCUCCGUGUCGCCUUCCCUCUCUUCCUCGUCUAGCUACUCCAGCGUGGCCAACGGGCGAGCCGGGCAGCGUGGUGAGCCUGGCGACGCCGCCCCAAACGAGGAAGACCUUCCCACCUCAGAGGAUGAGCCCCUGAGGGUGCUGGAGGUCAAGUCGGAGAUGACCGGCUCGGAGUCCCAAGGCGCCGGGCGCCUCUCUUACUACCCAUCGUACGUGCCAAGGACCCUCAAGCCCACCGUCCCGCCUCUGACGCCUGAGCAGUACGAGAUGUACAUGUACCGGGAGGUGGACACCUUGGAGUUAACGCGGCAGGUCAAGGAGAAGCUGGCCAAGAACGGGAUCUGCCAGCGCAUCUUCGGGGAAAAGGUGCUGGGGCUGUCCCAGGGGAGCGUGAGCGACAUGCUGUCCCGGCCGAAGCCCUGGAGCAAGCUGACCCAAAAAGGGAGGGAGCCCUUCAUCCGGAUGCAGCUCUGGCUCACGGACCAGCUGGGCCAAGGGAUCGCCCAGCAGGCCAACCCGUCUCAGAACAGUCCUGGGGAGACCCAGCCGUCCCCUUCCCCACCUCCCAGUCCUUCCGAGCCGGAGAAAAACUCCUUUGAGCCCUUGAGCCUCGCUUUAGAAAGCAGCAAAGAAAACCAGCAGCCGGAGAGCAGAUCCAGUUCUUCGCUCAGCGGGAAGGUGUGUCCUAACAAUCAGCUUCCCGUCGGUAUCCAGGAGAUUGUGGCCAUGUCUCCGGAGCUGGACACGUAUUCCAUAACGAAGAAGGUCAAGGAGGUCUUAACGGAUAACAAUCUCGGUCAGCGGCUUUUUGGGGAGAGCAUCCUGGGGCUGACUCAGGGCUCCGUGUCCGACCUCCUCUCCAGGCCCAAGCCCUGGCACAAGCUGAGCCUGAAAGGGAGGGAGCCGUUUGUCCGCAUGCAGCUCUGGCUGAAUGAUCCGCACAACAUCAAUAAGCUCCGGGACAUGAAGAAAUUGGAGAAGAAAGCAUAUUUGAAACGUCGUUAUGGACUGAUUGGUGCUGGCUCAGACAGCGAAUCUCCCCACACCCACUCCGAAUGUCCCAGCCCCAGCCCCCAGGCACAAGAACUCAGCCUCCUGCAGAUUAAGAAGCCAAGGGUCGUCUUGGCCCCAGAAGAGAAAGAGGCGCUGAAAAAGGCGUAUCAGCUGGAGCCUUACCCGUCCCAGCAGACCAUUGAGUUGCUGUCGUUCCAGUUGAACCUGAAGACCAACACAGUGAUCAACUGGUUUCAUAACUACAGGUCUCGGAUGCGCCGCGAGAUGCUGGUGGAAGGAAUGCAGGAUGACACCGAUCCAGAGCAGAGCACAACCCCAGCCAGUGGCCCGCUGAUGACGGGCGCGCCGCCUCAGAGCCCUGACUCGGAAGGAGAGGACCGGAAGCCCACCUUCAGAGAUGCUGAGUGUCAGGGAGGAGGCGAAACACAGGUCCAGAUUAAAGAGGAGCAGGUGGAGCUAAACGAGAAGGAUGAUUGUCCAGACCACAGAGACCCUUGUAGCUUGGAUGGGGAGGCUGAGCCUCUACCCAGGGCCCGGCUCAAAGAAGAACAACUGGAGGCCGCAUGUACAGAAAGCUCAAACGAGGCUCCCAGCCUCAUGUGGGGCAGUGCUCGCCAUAGCAAAACACACAUAGUUGGGGCUCCGGAUUAUUCCUCUUUGCAUAACCCUGUGGAGUCAGACCAUGGGGAGAGGUUUCACCCUGACCCCAUUAGCUUUAAGUCUGCUUCUGAAUCCUCCCGGUGCAGCAUAGAGGUCUCUCUGAACUCCCCAUCAGCAGCCUCCUCUCCUGGCCUUAUGUUGUCCGUCUCUCCCGUUCCAUCCUCGUCAGCCCCGAUCUCCCCUUUGCCGGUUUCUGCCACCACUGCCAAAGGGCAGAGUUCAAGUUCUGCCACCGAAACCGGCUCCACGCCUCCCAAUGCCAAAGCGAGUACGAACAUCCAGCGGCGCCACGAGAAGAUGGCCAACCUCAACAGCAUCAUUCAUAGGCUAGAGAGAGCGGCCAACCGAGAAGAGACCCUGGAAUGGGAGUUUUAAGGGGCCAAGAAAACAAUAUAUACAUAACACACACAUACAUACAAACCUCUCAGACUAUGUUAUUCAGAUUCUAGACUCUGUGGGACACACGACCGAAGCAGGGAGUCACAGCCGAGUGUAUAUAAAAAUAGAUCUAUAUAUAUAAAUAUAUAUAUGCAUAUAUAUAUAUUUUAUUAAUUUCAUCACCUACUAAGGAAGAGACAAAAAUCAACUCCCAUUUUGUUGAACAAGAGUGGUUUAAUAGCUACCCUGUAGCUCCUUUUUUUUCUUAGCCUUCAAUGGGAUGGUAAAAAUUACCUUUGUUUUCAAAUGUGAAAUGAAACGUAAAACAGGCAAAAAAAAAACCCCACGAACAAACCUUGGGAACACUUUUAGAAGAAGAAAAAAGAAUUUAAAAUAAUAUUUAUAGACCUCUUUUAGAUAUUUUAAUAAAAGGAAACUUUGGAAUUUAUUAACAGCUCAAGCUGCUUUGAUAUAAAAAGAUAGCUAUAAACUGUAUCAGUUGUGUCAUUAAAUGUCCACUGAACGUCUUGUAGUUUGCCACUGGAUGAGAUUAAAAAAAAAAAAAUUAAAAAAGGUAUAACCCAGGCUCGUUGAUCAAAGCCAUCAAGAGAAGCACUAUCAGACUGACCAAAAUUUUACCAACUUGAUCGCCAGAGGGGGUGAUUCCCCCUCCCAAUGUGUUUGUCUUUAAGAUGUCGCAUUAAUACGACUUUUCCAGAGACUUGAUGACAUAGUCCACGAAGACUCUAAAUUUGGAACCUACGAUGCCAUCCUGAGUCUGUUCUUUAGUUCUGGUGGUAUCUUUUGAAAUCCCUUUUUUUUAAAAUAACACAGGGGAAAAAAAAGUGUUGCGUGCUGUUGUAUAUGUUGUAGAAAUAUGUUUGCAAUAGCCUUCCUGAACGAGAUGUAGCAUGGUUCCAGAACGAAGUCCGUAGUCCUCAUGUUUCCUCUAGCUAGUGACCAAUCGGGAACCGGAAUGAAGGAAUGCACCAGAAAUGUCAGCAGAGAAGGAACCUUAAGUAGUUGGAAGCAAAGUUCUGUCUACUUUUUUUAAAAAAGAAAAAUAACCAAAAUGCAGCAUCUUUUUUUUUUUAAACUUUACAACUUCUAAAUCUGUUGAGCACUGGGUAUUUGAGAAGGAACAGUUGUGUAACCAGGACCAUCUAUCUACAUCGAUUUUAAUUUACAAAAAAAAAAGUUUGUGUCCAUAUGCAUGAAAAUUGCUGCCCUUUGUUUAGCUCAGCCUUUCGUUUUUGGAUCCAUGGGGACCUUCAGCCUGUUAAGACAUCAGAUUGAAGGGAAAGAUUUUUUUUAUUAUUAUUAUUUUCCCCUGCUGCAGCCAGGGCUCUGUGUCCCCUCUCAGAUGCCACCUUUGGUUAUGCUUUCUGGCUGUCUCAAACAUCAUCACACUCAUUUCAAAAUAAACAACUUCCUGGUCCUCAUUGUUGCGGAAGGAGAUUUGAAAGCAUGUGCGGCUGUGCAU